Molecule: messenger RNA, 529 nt
Organism: Dentiscutata erythropus
Lineage: Eukaryota; Fungi; Glomeromycota; Glomeromycetes; Diversisporales; Gigasporaceae
Source: the annotation of a GenBank genome assembly
UGUUCCAAUUCUAUGGAGACGCAUUGAGUUUUCCGUAGAAGGUUAUCGACAGAACCAAUGUGGUAAAAAUACAUCUGGACCUCUUUAUUGGAGAUUGAUGAAGAUUAAAAGAGUUAUGUGUGGAAAGACAAAACAUCUCUAUUGCUCAAAUAUGGUAUAUCUCAAAUUGGCGGGUUUAAAAAUCUCAGAUACAUUACUCAGUGCAAUUUUGCGUUUAUGCCCAAAUAUACACACUCUUAUUCUUGAUCGAAGUUAUGGUUUUAGUAAUAUACCAAUUAUAGAAAUUGCAAGAUGUUGUCCAAAAUUGCUACAUCUGAGUUUUGAUGCAUGUAAAGCCAUUACUGAUAGAUGCAUUAGUGAAAUAGUGCGAUCUUGCCCAAAAUUAGAAUAUAUACACUUCGCCUCCAUAUGUAGUCUAAACGUUACUGGUGCAUCUGUGAUUGAAAUAGCACAAUUUUGUCCCAAUCUAAUAUAUUUAAACCUCUCUUCCCAUCAUCGUAUCAAAGAUAUAUCAUUUUGUGCAAUAGAG